CAUCACUUUGCUAUUUUCAGAGAGGGUCAUGUCUGGACAUGUUUGGUUUAUUUCCUUACAGCAGACUCGUGGCACAAAAAUAUGAAACAGUACGAAAGGACACUGAAGAACUUUCAAAUAUCUAGGGCGGGGAUGUUUGAUUACAUAUGUCUCAAUGAAGAAACACAUCGUAAAGUGCUGUCCGUGGUGCUGAAUUUUGCCUGCAGGUGUUGUGAAGACGACUUCUCCUUGUCCCUGAAUGUAUGGACUCUGAAAGGAACCACAAUGCACCAGGAGGGACUCUUCAAGAUUUCUCCACUUCACCCCUUCCACUUUACUCAUCACCGCAACCGCUGCACGCAUCCUCUGCAAGGUUGCCACGGGCGACCAAUGUGUCAUCGUCUUCAGCGACGGUCGUCGGGCGCCACGUGCGGAGCAGCUACAACCAUCUACAGGGAGAUGUGCGCAGGAGGAAACUGUUCUCCUAUCAGAAAUUCUUCCUCCGCAUCGACAGGAAGGGGAAAGUUAACGGCACCAAAAGUGAGGACGAUCAGUACAGUAUUUUGGAGAUCAAGUCCGUGGAUGUGGGGGUGGUGGCCAUCAGGGGCCUUAGCAGCAACUACUACCUGGCUAUCACCAAGAAGGGCGAGCUAUACGGAGCGAGGGACUUUGGUCCAGACUGUCGUCUGAUUGAACGCAUCGAGGAGAACAAGUACAACACCUACGCUUCAGCAGAGUGGCGCAACAGAAGGAAGCACAUGUUUGUGGGACUGAACGCCAACGGCAAACCAAUGAGGGGGAAGAAGACAAGAAGGAAAAACACAGCCACUCACUUCCUGCCCAUUGUGGUACAACCAAGAUAAUUGGACGUAUCAGCCAUGAGAGAGCGCUACACAUGGCAGGCUAUCAGACUUUGUUGGAGUUACCGCGAUUGCUAUAUUGGACAGAUCUAGUUUAGAUCUGAAUGAUGCACUGAGGAGGAAAAGAACUGAAACCUAUGAACAUUUUAUCUCUGUUGGACAAAGACAUUUCUAUUUUCAAAGAAAGAAAUAAGAUAUAUUGCUAUACAAUGUAUAUAUUAUUUUCAGUUUUAAGUUAUCAAGUUCAUAGGCACAGUAGAAAAUAUGAAAAUAAAUUUAAUCUGUGCCAAAAUGUGACCAGUAAGUAACUCACAUUUCUAGAUUUGUGUACAUGUGAAGCGCUUGAACAAGAUGAGAUAAAAUGACAUUAUGUGUAUGACAGAGGGAAAGAAAGAGAAAAGACGAGGAAGUGUUGGCAGAAAGGUAGACCAAGAAGACUGACAAUAAAAGGGCCAGGAAAUGUUAGAGUCAAGAUGCUUCAACCCAGCAGCAAGUCUAAUGCUUUCAUGUUUUUCCUUUGAAUCUAUUUAUUUGGUGUAAUAUUUAACAGAAAAGAAC
Messenger RNA from Notolabrus celidotus (New Zealand spotty), 1397 nucleotides. It is a transcript of the gene fgf10a, whose product is annotated as fibroblast growth factor 10a. The transcript is spliced from 4 exons. Gene Ontology annotation, biological process: wound healing; positive regulation of epithelial cell migration; positive regulation of ERK1 and ERK2 cascade. Bases 243 to 842 code for a protein of 199 amino acids. NCBI's taxonomy places the organism in Eukaryota, Metazoa, Chordata, Actinopteri, Labriformes, Labridae. Gene Ontology annotation, molecular function: growth factor activity; chemoattractant activity; type 2 fibroblast growth factor receptor binding. Gene Ontology annotation, cellular component: cytoplasm. The record is from RefSeq and is a predicted model, not a curated record.